Molecule: messenger RNA, 3753 nt
Organism: Rhodamnia argentea
Lineage: Eukaryota; Viridiplantae; Streptophyta; Magnoliopsida; Myrtales; Myrtaceae
Exons: 13
Coding region: 213-3509 (1098 amino acids)
Source: RefSeq, a predicted model, not a curated record
CACACGAAAAUUACUCGUCUUGAAUUCUCAGUCUCAUGUGCACUAUCCUAGAACCGGAAUCUUGCAUCAGCCAUCAAACCCCAUUCCAUUAAGAACACUACCUUACUCUCCCUCCCUCCUUUAUCAUUCCCCUGCUCACAAUCUCAUAAGUCAAAACACGAAAAAUGUCUCCUUUUUCCCGGUAGAGUUCUGACCCCCUUUUAACGUUGGAGAUGACGUUCUUGCCUCUUCAGGUUCAGUGGGUGAUGGGUUUGCUUUUCUGGGUCCUUCUGCUUUUGUGUUGGGAAGCAAGUUGUGAUGGCUCUGGCUUAUCUGUGAGACUCACUGAGUUUCCUAAUGCAGCUUCGCAUAGCAAUGCGACUGCAUUUUCUUUCGAACCUUUGGUGAAUGGCAAUGUUGGAGCUUGCUCAGACUGUAGCUUCAGUUGCAAGCUGGAUGGUGGAGCCUUCUCGGAUUGUCGAGGCAGGAAAGUUUCAUUUGGUGGCUUACUAGAUGGAAGUCAUUCAUUUGAGGUUUGCGCAAAUGGAUCCCAAGGAAUUGGCUGUGCUUCCUAUAACUGGACAAUUGAUACAAUUCCGCCAACAGCAUACAUAACAUCUCCAGCAUCUUUGACGAGUGCCCUUAAUGUCUCUGUGACUAUAUUAUUUAGUGAGCCAUGUAUUGGUGGAGGAGGUUUUGGAUGCUCUUCUGUGGAUGCCUGCAACCUACUGGUCUAUGGUGCUGGCCAAGUCAUUCCAUCUACACUCAACAUUUUGCGGCCAAACCUCGAAUACUCACUUUUAGUAAGUUUGAAUUCUACUGUUCAGUAUGGACGAGUGAUCUUGGUUAUGGAUAAGAACUUCUGCACCGACAAUGCUGGAAAUGCAUUCACGAGGACGACUAAUUCAAGCUUUUACGUGCAUUUUGACAGAAGGAAUGUGUCCAUUGACUUGAGGACUCGCAUUCCAGAAAAGAUGCUUCAAGUCAAUAAUCAAAUCAGAACGGUGCAAGCUACAAAUAAGCAGAACAACUUAAGGGUGUACCUCUAUUUUUCGGAACCAGUCAUGAAUUCAUCAGCAGAAAUCCUAGAAUCACUCAACACAAGUCAGGGCACCCUUCUCCCGACCAAUGGAAAAACACUCGGAAAUCGGAAAUUUGGUUUCAUGGUGGGCAAUACAUCUGCCGUUGCUAUAAUCACCAUAAGCCUCGAGUCUGAGUCAAUAAUUACCAGACAAGGGACUGCCGUUUCUCCUAUUGAACCGGUUACUUUCCUCUUUGACUCUCAGAGACCAGCUGUCAGCUUGAGCACAACCUCUACUUCUAGGACAAGAGAGCACAAUAUCCCUAUAUCAAUAAAGUUUGCUAAACCAGUAUUUGGCUUCAAUUCAUCUAAUAUAGCAAUAUUAGGAGGUCAUUUGCAGAGCUUUUAUGAAAUGAGCAGAAGCAAAUACUCCAUUGAGAUUAAAGCAGAAGAUGAUGUAGUAUCUGUGAGUGUUCCUGAAAAUGCAACUGGGGAUGUUGCUGGAAACAAGAACUUACCUUCCAAUAUUCUUCAAGUGAGACAUUAUUCCAUGCCCAUAGUGUCUUCUGUUGCUUCUGUCACUGCAACCGCUGCUUUUUGUAUCACAUCUUUGGCUGCGGGACUGCUCUCUGUUUCGACAGCAAACCUUCUUGCUAUUGGUGCUUUCCCAAGGACAUCUGCCACUUUGAUAUCCAGUCCUUCAAGGAAUCUUUUUAGAAUCGCAUGUUACAUCCAGGUAUUUGCGCUAUCUAGAUGGUUGGCAGUUACAUUGCCAGUCGAGUAUUAUGAACUUGCAAGGGACCUGCAGUGGAGCAUUCCUUACUUUAGUCUCCCGUGGGAAGCCGGGCACGUCCAGCCAGUCAUGGUGGGCUCAAGUCCUCCUGUGAAUUCAACAUCCUACUUUAGCGAAGUUCUUGAUUUGGAAACAGUCGGAACACCUAAAGAAGAGAAGUUGAAAGGAGCUGCUGCAGUUUAUGGAUUGCCACUUUCUCCGGUGGAGUACAAAUCCUUUUUCGAGAUGGAAAAUAGUAAACCAGAAGCUGAAUACAUUUUGGAUCCUCAACAUAUGAGUGGGUGGUGGGAUUUCAGUAGAAAUAUGUUCUGGCUGGCAGUAAUCGGCGGCAGUUUGAUAUUACUGCAUGCUUUGCUACUAUUGAUUCUUAAGUUCAAGAAAAAAACAACUGAAAAGCAAGACAGUGACGGAGCACUCAUAUUCCCAAGAUUGGAGAUGUUUCUUUUGAUUCUUGCUCUACCUUGUACGUGUCAGGCCUCUUCUGCUCUGAUCCAAGGUGGAACUCCAGCAGGGGUUGUGGUUGGCAUUCUGCUGUUGGGUUUUGUGUCUUUCGAACUUCUAUCCUUGUUCCUAUUCCUCUCAGUUGGUAUUACAUCUGGGAAACUGCUUCAAUACAAGGAAGUCCAUAAAGUAGGCCGACGUUUUCACUGGUAUCAAGAGCUUAUUAGAGUGACCCUGGGUCCAGGUAAAAGAGGCCAAUGGACGUGGAAAAAACAGUCUAACUCCAUUUACCUAACAAAAUUUGGCCCGCUGUUUGAGGACCUGAGAGGUCCCCCAGAGUACAUGCUCUCGCAGAUAUCUGGAGGCCACCCGAGGAAAGGUGACCGCAUAAUUGCACCAGAAGAUGAAACGGAAGAUGCCGAAGCGCCCUUCAUACAAAAGAUAUUUGGAAUCCUCAGGAUAUUCUACACAUUGCUCGAAUGUAUCAAAAGGGUCACUCUGGGAAUCUUGGCCGGCACUUAUAUGAACAACUGGUCUUCUAGAACCCCGACGAUCACUCUAUUGUGUCUGACUUCUUUCCAGCUCUUCUUCCUUGUGCUGAAGAAGCCUUUCAUAAAGAAGAAAGUUCAACUGGUCGAGAUCAUAUCGGUUUCAACUGAAGUAGGCAUAUUCGCAUCAUGCGCAGUUCUCUUGAGGAAGGAAUUCUCGGAGCAGGACGAAACUUGUGUGGGAAUUUUCAUGGUUGCACUGUUUUUGAUUGGAUUUGUGGCUCAAAUGGUCAAUGAGUGGUAUGCACUGUAUAAACAAACCAAGCGGCUUGACCCUGAUGAUAAAUCCUUCUUGUCGGGUUUGAAGGUAGCUUUACUUGGAGUCCUAAUUAUUUGUGUCCCUCGGAAAUUUAGUCAAGGCCUGGAAAGCAAGUUCCCUAACACUGGACCAGGUGGCAGAGAAACUGGAGACACAGGAUCAUCUGCUGAUAGGAAUAGGAGCUCCGGAAGCCGGAGUUCAGGUACGACAGAUAAACCAUGGCUAAGGCAACUGAGGGAGUUGGCCAAGGCAAGCUUUAGCAGAGAAGGAAGUAGUGCUGUGCCAACCGACCCGUCGAGCAGUCGUCCAAAGUGGAGCGGCUUCUGGGGGACCAAAAAGAGCGGGGGCACGUCCGCGAGUUCGUCUGCAGACUUCAACUCAAAGCCAACAGAGUUGCAAAAAGAGUUGGAAGCCAUUUUCGCAUACAAGGAGGUAACAAAUGAUGAAAAAACUCGACACUUGAAAUGAUCAUGAUCAGUUCAUUUAUCCUCCAGAAGUUGCUUGGAGCUGAAGCUAUCUGCUCCACAGUAAAUCUUGUGGGACCUUCAAGUUGGUGGAUUAGGGGGGUGGGGCUAUAAUCCCUUUUUGGGUAUUCAUAGGAAAAAAAAAUCAUGAAAUUUUUGUGAUUAAUUAGGGAUUAAACAUUUGAGCCUGUUUUUAUUGCAGUAAUGUGUAAAGUGAUUGAGGCCUAUGCAGCCUCUAACUUACUCAG